GUUUCUUUUUGUUAAACAUUUUAGUAUCUUCACAAUGCAAUUGGCAUUCGAAAGUUAUAAAAAAAAAAAAAAAAAAAAACUGCUGCUAGUUGUCGCAUUACCUCUGUUAGGCAAUCAAUAUCGUCGCCAUGACUGGACCUCCGAAUAAGAAGCAGAAGCGGCAAGAUUACCGUCAAGCGCUAAAAGAAAAUGGCACGACAAAUAUGCCUAAGAAGAAAUUCUAUCGCCAGCGCGCACAUGCAAAUCCCUUCUCAGACCACAGGUUAACAUAUCCAGUCAGACCCGAAGCCAUGGAUUGGUCCACGUUCUUUCCAUCAUUUACCGAAGCAGAAACCUCGUCACCAAAGAAGCUCACCAAGGACGUUGAAGUUGUAGACAUAGGAUGCGGGUUUGGUGGUCUACUUGUAGCUUUGUCGCCCGUAAUGCCAGAUACCUUACUCGUAGGCAUGGAGAUCCGAUCGCAAGUAGCAGAAUUCGUUCAAGAUCGAAUCAAAGCCCUCCGCGCGAAGGACGCCGAGCAGAAAUCAUACCAGAACAUUGCUUGCCUGCGCGCAAACACGAUGAAAUUCCUACCCAAUUUCUUUCGAAAGGGCCAAUUAUCGAAGUUAUUCAUCUGUUUCCCCGAUCCGCAUUUCAAGCAGCGUAAACACAAGGCUCGAAUUGUAUCUACUACCCUUAAUUCCGAGUAUGCAUACGCCCUCAGACCGGGUGGGAUUGUAUAUACCAUUACGGACGUGGAGAAUCUUCACGAGUGGAUGGUACAACAUUUUGAGGCCCACCCUUCGUUCGCGAAAGUGCCUGAAGAGGAACAAGAUGCAGAUCCAUGCGUGGCAGUUAUGAGGACAGAAACCGAGGAAGGGAAAAAGGUCGAGAGAAACAAGGGGCAGAAAUUUGUUGCCUUGUUCCGGCGCAUGGAAGAUCCUCAGUGGUGACCACUACUACGACUACAAAUUCUAUGACAAUAUGGCUAGAAUAUCGUUCCAAGUUAAGAGGAAACAAGAUGAGGAGUCUCGUAAAAAGCUCGCGCAGCUACAUACUGCAUUGGAAUAUAAAGAUACCCGGUGAUGACUAUCCUAUAAAGAUUCGGAACUUGCUCUUUUCUGUAACUUGACUGAUGAAAAAUAAGGAGUCUUAUGUUGCUUGGCUUCGAGAGACGAGCCUAUCAUUCAAUGUUGACAAGAAUUUUGUUAUUCAAUGACAAACUCGGGGUCCUGCAUCUAGAAUCGCGUCUAAUUUGAUGGAUGAGGGGCAUUAUUCUACUAAGGUACCUAUUGAUAGGUGCAUAGUACAUGUAUGUACCUAGAUACCUAUCCUUUCUGUACGGAAUACUGCACGUACCGAAGGUUCCGUACGUACCUAGGUAUGUACAUAGGUACUAUAUAUACAUAAAUUCAUGACCCG
Molecule: messenger RNA, 1401 nt
Organism: Daldinia decipiens
Lineage: Eukaryota; Fungi; Ascomycota; Sordariomycetes; Xylariales; Hypoxylaceae
Product: putative methyltransferase
Exons: 2
Coding region: 129-932 (267 amino acids)
Biological process (GO): RNA (guanine-N7)-methylation; tRNA methylation
Cellular component (GO): tRNA methyltransferase complex
Molecular function (GO): tRNA (guanine(46)-N7)-methyltransferase activity
Source: RefSeq, a predicted model, not a curated record